Molecule: messenger RNA, 3951 nt
Organism: Octopus sinensis (East Asian common octopus)
Lineage: Eukaryota; Metazoa; Mollusca; Cephalopoda; Octopoda; Octopodidae
Product: protein NDRG3
Exons: 16
Coding region: 442-1647 (401 amino acids)
Biological process (GO): signal transduction
Cellular component (GO): cytoplasm
Source: RefSeq, a predicted model, not a curated record
UUGAAUUAUUUUCGUAUGAAAAUAACAUGAUUGAUUUCUAUCAUGACCUUUAGUCUGCCUAACUAUAAGAUUGUGAAAGUAUUAGAAUAAAGUUAAUACUAUACUAGCUUCUACCAACCACCUGACAACAACUAUAUAACAUUGAGCUUUACUCUCUUGAGGAAGACUCAUUCAAAUUUUGAAGCUAUCACAUAGUCUAAGGGAGAUAUUGGAGUGACAGCAUUUCAGUUACCAGAGGAGUGACUAACUGGCUUUAAUUUUAGAUAAACGAGGUUGUCGAUGAUAACUUUUUGCCAGUUGACAGUGUUGGUUAGUCUUUCAAUACUGCUUUUUCGGGACUUACUUUAACCAAGGGCAACUCUCUACAAAUUUUGCUUGACACUACUUUUGGGGGUGCUCUGGUACCUUGGUGUUGCAGUAAGUUUUCUGUCACCAUUAGUUAUGGACAAGCAACAAAUAUUAUGGCCUCCGUCAUGGAAUAACAAUCAUCUUGUUGAUAAUGCUUCAAAUAGCACACGUGUGGAUACCCAAGCUGUGGCAGAGCAUAAUUCUGUUGUUGUUCGCCUUAUGAAGGGCCGCACAAUGGAAAGACUGACUGAUAUAGAAUUGAGUAGUGUCCAUGCAACUAAGCCUAAAAGUGCUGGUUUGGUUAACGAUGCCACAUCAAUUGUCUUGCAGGAGGAAGAUGUGGAAACCCCAUGUGGUAACAUUAGGGUUGCCAUUCAAGGAGACCGAGCUAAACCAGCUAUCCUUACAUUCCAUGAUAUUGGUCUUAACCAUACGACUUGCUUUCAAGGAUUUUUUGGAUUUGCUGAUAUGCAACCAAUCUUACGCCAUUUCUGUGUGUAUCAUUUGAAUGCCCCCGGCCAGGAGGAAGGAGCUCUUCAGUUGAGACCAGAGCAAGAUGCCCUUGGUAAUCCUGAAACCCUUAAUGGGAACAGCUAUUCUUAUCCUACCAUGGAGCAACUUGCUGAUGCUGUCCACCAUGUUGUCGAGCAUUACAACUUAAGAAGGAUUAUAGGAUUUGGUGUUGGUACUGGAGCCAAUAUUUUGGUUAGAUACAGUUUGUGUCACCCAAGCUUUGUUGAUUCGUUGGUGGUGAUUAAUCCCACUUGUGAUGCUCCUGGAUGGAUAGAAUGGGGCUACCAAAAAAUGAACAUGUGGUAUUUGUUUAGUGGUCAAAUGACAAACUUUACUGAAGAGUAUCUCUUGUGGCAUUGGUUCGGAAAGAAAACUCGAUGGGAAAACCAUGAUCUAGUCAAUGUGUACAAGGACUGCAUCAAAGCUAUUAAUCCACAAAACCUGGCAUUAUUCAUAGAAUCUUAUCUGAGACGAACUGAUCUUGGCUUGAUCCGAGAACUGGAUAAUAUUCGCAGGAACACUGUGAAGAAUGUAAAAUGCCGCACUAUGCUGCUGGUUGGUGAUGACUCUCCUCAUCUUGAUGAAGUUGUUAAUAUGAAUGGAAGGAUGGAUCCUCAGGAGACUGAUUUUGUUAAGAUUGCUGAUUGUGGUGGUAUGCCCCUUGAGGAGCAACCAGCCAAAGUGUGUGAGGCUUUCCGGUACUUUCUUCAAGGAAUGGGCUACAGCAUAUUUUGUGCUGAAGGAAAAGGCUGCCACAGUUGUCAGGUUCCCAUUUUCCUGCAUUGAUACCAUCUCGUAGUGUGUCAACUUGCAGUGAUUUUAGCCUUGCAAGCACCAGGAGUCCUACCACUGAGGAAGAUGCGGUUGAAUGUUAGAGAAGUCUUAUAUAUUCAUUGAACUGGCUUUAAAUCUCCCUGCCAGGCAACUCAAAUAACCCACUUGAAAUAACUGUUCAUAUAACUAUGAUGCAAACUAACAAACUUCUUCCCUACUCCUUCCCCACCCUAUCUUAUUUUUUGCAGCUCAGACUAUCACCUGUGAGCAAAAGUAGUUUUUCUUUCCUUUCCCCCACUCUUGUUAGGCUUUUUAUACUUUUGAUUACUUUCAUUUUCAGAAAGCUCACUUUAUAUAUUAUUGCUAUGGUUUAUAAAUUACCAUGUUUAAAUACCAUAUUUUCUAAGUCACCAGCCAUUUCAUUUUGCUGAUUUUUUUUUCUGUUGUUUAAUCUAAUUAGCAAUUCCCUAUAACUAUUUUGAUACUUUCUGAAAAAAAAUUAUAAAAAAAUAUUUUUUUUUUUUUUUAAAUAAAGGAAUUGCAUUUGAAUGUCUGCAUCACUUCAUCCUUUUUAGCAGCCAUCAAGGUUGACUAAUUGAAGCUUUCUUUUUGGUCCAUACUUGCUCUCUUAUCCAUUUAUUCUUUUUUUUCCGCACCAUUUCUCACAAAGAUGACAAACUACGUGCUUUUGCUUUCCUUCAAAGAGUUAAGUGAAAUUGCAGUAUCCAAGUAGUUGUAUGUCUAGAACAGAACCACUUACUCCAUAACAUUCUACUAAAGCUGAAGAUAUGUAGUUAGAAUAUGAAAUCUGAUACUGCAUUUUGCUCUAAGCGUUCCCUUUUUGUCAUCUUCAGCAUUCCAAACAUUUGUGAGUAUAUCCAGUCCCUACACUGCCGGUCCUCUAAAUUUUCUCUUGUGGCUCAUUAAAUUAGUCACAAGUCAUCGAAAUAUAAGCAAUAUCCUAUGCAAGACACUCGAUGUGGGUCUUCCUUCGCGACAAUAAGCAGCAUACUUUAUUCACAUCACAUAAAAAGAUAUGAACAAUGAAAAAAUGGAUAUUGCUGAGGGGUCAGUUAUGAUUGGAAGAUGGGUAGACAAUCGGUAAAUGCUGCAAUCAUUAACUUGUAUGUUAUUAGGACUCAAACAUAUUAAAUGAAAUCUAUGUAAAACGGGACAAAUAAUUCCCCCACUUUGUAAUCUCUCCUUUGCUUAUUAGUGUACUUGAGCAAUGUAAUUGAUACUGCUGUUGCCAUCUCCAGAAACAUAAGAACUCUUGUAUAUGAGCUAGAAGUGGAUUCCCCCUAAGUAUCUAGCCAGCUGCUGUAGAUGGUACUAAAGUAUCUGGUUUACAAUUUUCCUCAUAUCAUGCAAUUGUUCUAUUCUGUUUGUAUUAUAAGAAAGGUUUGGAGUUGGUAGAGAUUAGUAUUAGUUAAUAGGUUUUGAUAGAGAGUGCAUUUGAACUAGUCUGCUCUAAUUCCUGUAUUGCUUUAAGUGGAUGCAGAGCUUCAGUAGCUGCCCUAGUAGAUUUGAUCUUGUCAUUCUAGUAAGAAACGAUAUUUUAUUUUUAUGGCAGAAGUUAAGACUAGAUAUGUUGAGAGACAAUUGGACUGGGCUUGACAAGAGUUUCUCGCUGAACCUCUUUUGAAGGAGAUUGUGCUUAGCUUCUAAUACUGGCUGAUAAAUUCUUUUUUUUUUUAAAACCACUUUUGAUCUGUUACUGCUGUUCUUUGAGCAGCCAUUCUGAUACCAUCCAAUGAAAGUUGCUGUACUGCUAAAAAGUAUUGGACAUUUAGAUUCCUUGUUUAGCUAGUGCCACAACUAUAAAAAGUUUUGGUCAAAAUCCAACUUACCUUCUAGUAAAGGUGAGCAGUAUGAAAGAUUUUCCACCCUCCUCCUUUGCCUAUCAAAAGCUUCAACUGGAUAGGAAAGUGGAUAUGGGUUUACUUACUAAUCACCACCUAGAAUGUUUUCAGUAACAAUACAUUCCAUUUCUUGCUUAAAAACCAAAUUAUCUGUUCUUAAUAAUGAUCCAUGCCUUGUUUUCCAUAUCCCAUCAGCUAGACUGUAGUUAUUCAACUAUUAUCUAGACUCCUGUAUAUAUAUAUAUCUAUAUUGGUUUGUUAUUUGUUUGUUAGUUUUUUUCCUGUUUUGUUUGGACAGAGCAUCUCAGUAUAUAGAUGCCCUUACGACUGCUCCUAGACAGUCUUUGUUUUUUACAGAAAGAAUUUAAAAAGAAUAACCAUUCAAUUGUAUAUACACUGUUCUAGCUCGCUGUUAUUUUGUAAUAUAUCUUCGAAUAAAGAGUUGUUUUCUUUA